Molecule: messenger RNA, 1218 nt
Organism: Triticum turgidum subsp. durum (durum wheat)
Lineage: Eukaryota; Viridiplantae; Streptophyta; Magnoliopsida; Poales; Poaceae
Source: the annotation of a GenBank genome assembly
AUGCCGCCGGCGAGGAGCCCGGCCGCCGGCCUGCGGCGGCGCAAAGUCUUCCUCCCUCUCGUGUUGCUCCUCCCCCUUAUUCUACUGACCCUAAUCCUGAUCUUCCCAUCUCGCUCCAUCCCCGCGCUCCGCGACGCAGCUCUCAGGUCCCAACAGACCUGCGACUACGCUGCCGGCGGAUGGGUGCCCGACUCCUCCGCUGAGUCCCACCUCCGGUACGACCACACGUGCAAGGAGAUCUUCAAGGGGUGGAACUGCAUCGCUAAUGGCAAGCGCAACGGCCACGCCCUCCUCCGCUGGCGAUGGAAGCCCGCCGGGUGCGAGCUACUCCCCAGACUCGACCCGCUCCGGUUCUUAGAGCGUCACAGGAACACCAACAUUGGAUUUGUGGGUGAUUCUUUGAAUCGAAACAUGUUUGUCUCAUUGGUCUGCAUGCUCAGGGGAGUGAACGGAGAGGUUCACAAGUGGCGUCCAGCAGGGGCAGACCGAGGUUUCACAUUCCUACGCUACAACCUCACCCUCGCAUACCACCGAACUAAUCUUUUGGUACGCUAUGGCAGCUGGUCAGCCAGUCCAAACGGAGGUCCCCUAGAAUCUCUUGGAUACAAGCAAGGCCACAGGAUUGAUGUUGAUAUUGCCGACCAAACAUGGGCAGAGGCACCAAGCUUCCAUGAUAUUCUUAUUUUCAAUACAGGACAUUGGUGGUGGUCCUCUUCAAAGUUUGAUCCAAUACAGUCACCGAUGCUCUUCUUUGAGAAAGGGAAGCCGAUUAUACCUCCUUUACUGCCACCUGAAGGACUGGAUUUGACUCUUAAACACAUGAUAACAUUUGUGAACAAAGCAAUGAGACCCAAUGGAUUGAAAUUCUUCAGCACUCAAUCUCCUAGACAUUUUGAAGGUGGUGAUUGGAAUGAAGGUGGAUCUUGUCAACAUGACCAACCCUUGUCCUCUGAAGAGGUCAAAGAAUUUUUCUCCUUGGACAACAACGGCACAAACAUAGAAGCACGCUUGGUAAACCAGCACUUGAUGAAGGCUCUGGAGCAGUCUACUACCUUGAGAGUUUUGAACGUCACUCACAUGAGUGAAUUCAGAGCUGAUGCUCAUCCGGCGACAACCGGAGGAAAGAAGCACGACGAUUGCAUGCAUUGGUGUUUACCAGGACCAACCGAUGCAUGGAACGAUUUGCUAGCAGCAAGUCUUGCGGCAAUUCAGAGCUAG